AUGCUACUAGCCACACGUUCGGCAAAGUCCAUCCGUCUUGCACGCUUUGACCGCCUUCCCGUCUUCUCCUCCGGCAUCCAACACCGCCUCGUCGCUCGGACCUACGCCUCCAAGCCGCAGAAGGAUCAUCCUAGCCCCGUCGGCUUCGCUGUGAUUGCCAUUGCUGCAUUCGGUGCAUUCGCAUACAUCUCGCGCACACGGCACGACGACCCCGAGAAGCACCUUCGAGAGAAACGCAUCCCGCAUCCCAACCCGCUCAUCCCGCCACGCUCGCAAGAACCCCAAAUGGGUCUGUUCGACAAGUUCAAACACAAGAAGGACGGCAAGACGUCGCCAUCGGAUGCGGGAUCCGCCGUAGGCGCUGCGCCUGCCAUUGAUGCUGCUGAGCCGACGGCCAGUGCCCCCGCCGCUGGUGCUGGCACGGCCGAGAAGGACACGCCUCGAUUCGACUCGUCCAAGGUGACCGUGGUCUUUGUGCUCGGUGGCCCUGGUGCGGGCAAGGGCACUCAAUGCGCUCGUCUGGUCGAAGACUAUGGCUUUGUCCAUCUCAGCGCUGGCGAUCUGCUCCGUGCUGAGCAGAAACGCGAAGGAUCCCAGUACGGCGCCAUGAUCGCCGACUACAUCAAGGAAGGCAAGAUCGUGCCCAUGGAAGUCACGGUCGCUCUGCUCUCGAAUGCCAUCGGCGAGGCUCUCUCCCGACAAGGCGCCACCGAGGCUGGCCACACGAUCCCCGAACAGCACAAGGACAAGUGGACCGACGGCAAGGGUCGCUUCCUCGUCGACGGCUUCCCGCGCAAGAUGGACCAGGCGAUCAAAUUUGACGAGUCGGUCUGCCUGUCCAAGUUUGUGCUCUUCCUGCAGUGCAGCGAGGAGGUGAUGCUCGAGAGGCUGCUCGAGCGUGGCAAGACGAGUGGUCGUGCCGAUGACAACAUGGAGUCGAUCAAGAAGCGUUUCCAGACUUUCGUGGAGACGUCGAUGCCCGUGGUGGACCACUACCGAAAGCAGGACCGCGUGGUCGAGGUGGACUCGAUCAAGCCCGCGGACCAGGUGUACGCCGAGAUCAAGGAGGCAAUGGACCGCACCUUUGCCAAGUACGGGCAAUAG
Messenger RNA from Kalmanozyma brasiliensis GHG001, 1104 nucleotides. Its product is annotated as UMP-CMP kinase. The transcript has 3 exons. The coding region runs from base 1 to 1104 and encodes 367 amino acids. Lineage: Eukaryota; Fungi; Basidiomycota; Ustilaginomycetes; Ustilaginales. Gene Ontology annotation, molecular function: ATP binding; UMP kinase activity. Gene Ontology annotation, cellular component: cytoplasm; nucleus. The record is from RefSeq and is a predicted model, not a curated record. Gene Ontology annotation, biological process: 'de novo' pyrimidine nucleobase biosynthetic process; UDP biosynthetic process; CDP biosynthetic process.